Sporisorium graminicola is the source of this 1995-nucleotide messenger RNA. RefSeq lists its product as uncharacterized. The record is from RefSeq and is a predicted model, not a curated record. Bases 1 to 1995 code for a protein of 664 amino acids. NCBI's taxonomy places the organism in Eukaryota, Fungi, Basidiomycota, Ustilaginomycetes, Ustilaginales, Ustilaginaceae. The transcript has a single exon.
AUGGCGACAACCUCGACUAGCACCGCUGCUAGUCCCAGGUCGAGGCGGCACGAGGUCGAGAUCUACGCACAUGCGCUUCGCACUCGUCUGCAGUUUGCCUCGUUCAAGGCGUUGAACGGGGUUGGCAAGACAUCGCUCUCGGACCUCACAUUGACACCGACAACCACAAUUCAGCCGCUCACCCCCAGUUUCGCCUCUAACAACCAGCCUGCGGAUAACUCGCUGGCUACCACACCCGCUCUGUCGCAGGGAGAGUCGCUGCUGAGUUCCUCUCAGUCUUCAACGCGCUCCACUCGCUCCAUCUACCUUGACAUUUUUGGAUCUGACUUUCGCCCAAGCUCUUCCGCCACCAGCACUCCUUCGUCCUCAACGAGCUUGUCUCGAGCAACGUCGUUUGCUUCCACAUCGACCCCAUCUAAGCGUCCUGCCACCAACUCAUCCACGUCCACUAGGUCACUGCUCGACAAGGCUGCCUCGUCACCUCAGCUCGGCUCACCGGAGAGAAAGAAUGGCCGCUUCGACUGGCACAACAACCCUACCCCUGCUAUGGUCGCACACGAAAACAAGCUCGCUGCUCAAGAAGACUUCGCUCUCCCGACCGGCUCGCCGUCCAAGCGACGCAGAGAGGCGAGUCAGAAUGCUGCUUCCGGCGCACACAACCCUCUUCUCAAUACCCCUCGCAGGUCAAGGAUGCAGAGCGGCGGGUUCCUUCCCAACGGUCACCCAGCGUCGUCGCUCGCCCAGGAUCUGGGGUUGACAGCCCCACGCACGCCUCGCUCACGCCACACCUCGGGGCGACACGUCUUUGCGCUCCAGCCUCAGACAUUUGGUGCGGAUCAGCAGGAUCAGGCGGAACGCGACCGGGUCGCAAGCACGCUGGCUGCGUUGGCUGAGGCGAGGAAUGCAAGCAGUGGGUCGGAUUCGAGUUCGAGCAGCGAUCGCCCACAUACCCCACCGCCGCCGACGUCCUCGCAGUCAGCAGCAGGGUUGGCGCAUGGCUUCUCCAGUCCCUCGAUCCGAAGCAACAGCACGGCGUUCGCUCACCCACCCGGUCACAGUGUCAAGAGGCAUAAGCGCAAUGUCUCGUGGAACCUCGUGCCUUCGACUGUAUCCACUCAUGACGUGCAGGCGGAGGAAGAGGAGGAGGUGAGCAAAGACGAAGAGGUGCAACGAGCAGAAGAUGCGGGGGAGGACCGAGCGGCAGCAGACUACCUCUUAUUCUUGGCCUCUUCGCCCUCGCCGUCGACGUCGAUCAAGCGGUUCAGUGGAGAUACAGACGCGGUGGGCACGAAUGGGAUCCUCUCAACGCCCGCACAGACCUCGCUUUGGGAUCCGUUCCACCAUCAUACCGUCAGUAGCAACGGCAGCAGCAGCGGCGGCUUCCGUCGAAGUCGAAUGCAAAGCGGUCUUGGCUGGCCGCGACACACGAAUCUGUCCUCGUCGACGGGAGCGACGCCACUCACACCGCCUCCCUCAGCACGCAAGCCCGUCAAAGAUACUUCUUCCACCAACCCCACGGCCGAAAAAAGCGGAGGAGGAGGGCAGGAAGAAGCGAUGGUCGGGCUCGGCUUCGACGCGCACACGCUGUCCUCCGCCACGUCUUCACCGCAGUCUUCGGUGCACCAGCCCGCGGCAAACGCACAAGAGUACAUGCGCCGUCGGGCGUCCACUGCGUCGCUGCGAUCCGGGUCCCCCCCGCGCACGCCUCCGCCCUCCUGCGCCACGCCGCUCUUCGGGCAGCGCGCGAGGGAGGACGCGGAGCGUUCCUUCGAGGGCUACGGUGUUACGACGCCGCCAAACGCUCCCGGGGCCCCCGGGGGCGAUACGACGUUUAGCUAUGCUGACUUUGUCAAUGUGUCGCCGUCGCCGCAGCCGCCGUCGACGGGGCGGUUUGCGGGGGCAGGUGGAGCCGGGCUGUUGGGUCACUAUGCCGCCGCGAAUAGUAAGACGCCGACUCGGACGAACCGGUUCAGAUUCGAUCCUAGGCCGAUGUAG